Molecule: messenger RNA, 348 nt
Organism: Aureobasidium musti
Lineage: Eukaryota; Fungi; Ascomycota; Dothideomycetes; Dothideales; Saccotheciaceae
Source: the annotation of a GenBank genome assembly
AUGGUUGAGAACCUCGUCAAGAACUGGGAGGUCGAGGCCUCUUUCAAACCUGAGCUCUCGGAUUGGCGAACCAUCGACCACGGCAAAUAUUCCUUUGCUAUCAAUGGAGGUCCUGGCCAAACAGGCGAACACAUGCUCAAGGUCGGAACAUACAACGCCAUCAUUGCGCCGAACGAAUACUACAGCCCUGUGUACUCGGACUUCGCAAGCAGCCACAAAACGUUCAAGCGUAUGAUGCCAACUUUCGCAUGGGAGGUCCUAGAAGUUUAUAGCGGUCCUCCCAAGGUCGCCUUCAAGUGGAGACAUUGGGGCACCAUGAAGAACGAUUAUGUCGGUUUCAAUGAGUAA